AUCUGAAAUCUUCUUGAGUAUUGGUCUCGCAAAAGAUAUCAUCAUAUUAUUAAAUAAAAAGAAACAACACAAAAGGCAUAAAAACUAUAUAAAUAAAUACAAAAAAUUUUUAUAAAAGAAAAUUUCAAAAUCUUACAUAAAUUAACAUCUAUCGCUUACGAAACAUUGCAAAAGAAAUAACCGAAAGAAUACAUAUUGUGUUGGCUGGUUGCCUGUCUGUGUUUUGCUUGCAGAGUUUUGUUUUGCCGUGCCGUGUGUUAAGAACAAAACGGAAGAGAAUUUCUACGAUAAUCUGGAAAUAGAAAACGGUGUAUUGACUUUUGUGGAUUUGUUUGGAUUUUUAAACCAGAAGCAAAGAAUUCAUAUGGCAUAUUAAUUGCCAUCCAUUUGUGGAACCAUUGGAGGAGACGCAGGUGUGCGUGUGUGUGUGCUUGUGGGUUUUUGCGAAGGAAGGCGGACAACAAAUUGGCAUAUUAUUCUUCUUAUCAAAUGACAAUUGUCCAUUGUUGCUGCUAUUAGUCAAGAAAGCAUUGUCGUGCUGCUACGUCUUUGCAAAGUGAUAAAAUUCAUAAAGUAUCACACUCCGACCCGCCCCACCAACCAAACAGCCACCCACCCCCUCACCCACACGCAAGCUAAUCAAAUAGAAAAGGCGACAACAAAAGACGUCAUUUGGUUAAACGAACGGGGUGGUGGUGUUGUAAAUAUUUGCAUUCAACCGGCAAGAAGCCAGCAACCAACAUUCAAGCCAUAAAUUCUCAUGGAAGACAAACAUUGAAGGCGACAAACACAAAACGGACAUCAUCAACACCACAAAAAAAAGAGAGAAGAAAAACAAAACAAAACAUGAAGUCAAUACCAGGCCUACAACCCACAAAUAUUAUUUAAACAAGAGUAUCAAGUAAUUAAAGGGAGGUCCAUACAUUUGGAUAUUUAUGCACCAGAAAUUGCGUAUUUUCUUGUUGUUUAAUCAAGGAGAUAAAGACGGCGACAACAACAACAACGACGCCAAGAAAAUGCUAACCCGCACACAGAAAUUAAUAUUGGGUGUUACCAUACUCAUAAUGGUCGAUGUGAUAUGGGUGACUUCAAGUGAAUUAACAAAGUUUCUCUACGAAGAUGCUCACUUUGAUAAGCCCUUUUUCUGCACAUAUUUUAAGACCUCCAUGUUUACAAUUUAUUUGGUAAUCAUUGGUUUGAUUGCACCCUGGAAGGAGUCGUGUGAUAGACAAAAUGGCAACUAUUCGAUGAUGGAUCAAAAUUCCGAAGAUGAUAACUAUUACUCCCACCAACCAUCACUGAGUGAUCCCACAUUUGUACCCAUACGCUCGGCAGCUAGCAUAGGAAAUGGUCCAAUUUCCGGUACCGAAAGCGAUGAUUCCAGCAUACGCUCGGUGCGUUUUAGUAAAUUGGCUGAGGUACGUGAGAUGUCAGCCCAUGAGGCAACAGAAGCUCUAAUGGCAAGACUCUCGUAUACGGCUAGUAUGCGUAUCAGUCGGCAAAAAUCCCAUCAUAAGACAGCCAAAACGGCAUUGCUGUUUUGUGUUUUGUGGUUCUUGGCCAAUUACAUAUUUCAAGUUUCGUUGGAAAUGACAGAAACUGCAGUGGUUACAAUGUUAUCAUCAUCAUCCUCCCUCUUCACCUUGGUAUUGGCGGCAUUUUUCCCCUCAUCAACGGGCGAUAAAUUUACCAUAACAAAAAUCGUUGCAGUUGCCAUGAAUAUUGCUGGUGUGGUAACAAUUACAAUAUCCGAUAUUCACGAUGCGAACUUCUCCCGUGGGGCCUUGUUGGCCUUGUUCAGUGCAUUCUUCUAUGCCGCCUAUUUGGUGUUUGUCAAAAGAAAAAGCGACACCGAAGAGAAAAUUGAUAUUCCAUUAUUUUUUGGAUUUGUUGGCCUUUGGAAUCUAUUGCUAAUGUGGCCAGUAUUCUUCAUAUUGAAUUUUACAAAAAUUGAAAAAUUCGAGCUACCAAAUCAAAAUCAAUUUGCCAUUUUAUUUUUAAAUGGCCUAAUUGGUACAGUGGUCAGCGAGGCUUUGUGGUUGUGGGGCUGCUUUUUAACCUCUUCCUUGAUUGGCACAAUUGCCAUGUCACUGCAAAUCCCCCUGUCAAUAUUGUUUGAUGUCUUCCUAAAGAGGAAACCCUACUCACCGCUAUUCUACAUAGGUUCCCUGCCUAUAUUUUUCGCAUUAAUUCUAGUGGCUUUACUGAUGCGCAACGAUGACACGGAUCCAUUGAUGCGCCUCUUCAAGGUUAUCUAUAGAAAAUGUUGCAGUUGUAAGAAGCCAAAUAUUGUUAGAAUAAACGACGAGGAGCAACAAGAAUCGCUUAUUGGAAGCAAUGACUGAUCAUUUUACUAAGUUUCAUUUGACGUUCCCGCCUUUCCGAUUAUAGUUUUCAAAAAAACGCAACACAUCUUCAAAAUUUAAUUGCAACAAUAUAAAUUUCCCCCCCUCACCACCACAUAUAUAUGCCUCCAAACAUUGCUCAGUUCUCUAAAGAAAACCAAGAAGUAUAAGUUCGAACAUUCUUGCAUGCAUUUAGUUAAAUUAAUUUUUUGUAAUGCUUUUUGUAAUUUACAUAUAUCCCUUAUGAUUUCGAUCUCUUCUUUUUAAUUUGUUUCACGUUUUUAAUUACUUCUUUAUUUCUUUCUAUUUGUUUUGCUAUAAAAAUUCUUAAAAUAUUCUCCCUUCUCCCGAAUUGUACAAAGUUGUAAAUUAUUUGUUUUCCUCUUCUUUUUUUUUUGUAGCUUUCUAAUAUAAAAUAAUUAGUAAAAAUUAUACUCUCAUUAUUAUUAGUCUUUAUGGGAUUAAAUUAUACAUAACAACAAUUAUAUUGUAUUUAAGUAGUAGUUAAGCUAUUUUAUUUUAAAUUAUAAUUAUUAUAUACAUAUAUACAAGAUUACAACUAGGCUUAGUGGUGUUUUUAUUAUUUAUUCUUAUAAUUUUCUUUUUAAUGUAACCGAAUGCAGAAAUUUACAUUUUUAUUUAUUAUCAUUUAAAAGAGAGAAAAGAAAACUCAACAACAAAAUAAUAAUGAUUUAUGCUACAAAUUAUACAAACAUUCAUAUGUGGUAUUUUAUGUUAACAACAAUAAAAAUUGAAACCAACAAGUUAUUAUUUAAAUAAAAUAGCAAAUAAAAUAAUA
This is a messenger RNA of Musca domestica (house fly), 3144 nucleotides long. RefSeq names its product solute carrier family 35 member F5. Bases 936 to 2345 code for a protein of 469 amino acids. The record is from RefSeq and is a predicted model, not a curated record. Gene Ontology annotation, cellular component: membrane. Gene Ontology annotation, biological process: regulation of peptide transport. The transcript has 10 exons. Lineage: Eukaryota; Metazoa; Arthropoda; Insecta; Diptera; Muscidae.